GCAACACUGUCACGCUGUCGAAACAGAAAUUUAAUUUCCUCGAUUAUACUAGUGAAAACAUCAAAUUCUCUUAAAAAUAAUAAAUCUAGCUUAUAUUUAUUCGAAAUUUUUAAUGGAAAAAUUUAUCAUUCUCAAUCUCAACUACGGCUACCGCCCCCACGGCCCCUACCGCCGCCCGCCGCCGCCGCUAAACAACGUGCUUCACAAUGGCGGCUACGGUACAGCAGAAUUCCAUGCAGUCUGAAAAUGAUGUCCAAGUUACUGCCGAGGACCAGGAAAUGAUCAACAAGUUUGCAAGGCAGAACGCCAGGCUGGAAGAUGCCACCGAGGAAAUGAAACAUCUUGAGAAAGAGCUUCGUAACCUGGAAGAUGCUGCGGAUGAAGUCUUGAUGGGUGGAGAUGAAUCACCAGUACCGUACCAGCUGGGAGACGUCUUCGUGAGUUUGGACCCGGAAGAGACGCAACAAAUGAUUGGACGUGCCAAGGAGCAGAACAAGGCACGUGCUGCCGUGCUAGAAGAAGAGACACGCACCAUCAAGGGCAUCAUGGCCGAGCUCAAGUCGCAGCUGUACAACAAAUUUGGAAACAACAUCAACUUGGAACCUGACGACAGUUAAUUGUGUUCUCCCGAUGCUCAGACUAAUUUAAACCAGUCCGUCUUUUUCAGUUGGUUGCACCUUAAUUCCAUUGCUCCUAUUAACUACUGUGUGAUAUUGUCGAUGGGUGUGUGGCGCUGUAAUCUGUUUUGUUGUGUGACUAAAUUACAUUUGUUUUAAUCCA
Molecule: messenger RNA, 780 nt
Organism: Ixodes scapularis (black-legged tick)
Lineage: Eukaryota; Metazoa; Arthropoda; Arachnida; Ixodida; Ixodidae
Gene: Pfdn4
Product: prefoldin subunit 4
Exons: 4
Coding region: 207-617 (136 amino acids)
Biological process (GO): protein folding
Cellular component (GO): cytoplasm; prefoldin complex
Source: RefSeq, a predicted model, not a curated record